Messenger RNA from Leptosomus discolor (cuckoo roller), 2028 nucleotides. Lineage: Eukaryota; Metazoa; Chordata; Aves; Leptosomiformes; Leptosomidae. The record is from RefSeq and is a predicted model, not a curated record.
AAGGAGAAAAAAGAGAAGAAAUCUAAACGCCAUGACAAAUCUCGGAAGAGGAAGACUCAGAUGGAUGAAAGUGAGCAGUCUGAGGAUGAAGUUGAUUCCCCGAAACUCAAGAAAACAAAGAGUAGUGUUAAACAAAACGGUGAUACAAGAGAAGAAAGCCCAGAGAACACGAGAUUAUCUUCCUUAAACAUUAAAUCUACCCAUAAAAAGCGGCACAAUAAUUCUAGUGAAACGUCAAGUGGCGAUGGUGACAGUGAGCAAGAGCAGGAGAUGACUGAAGAACAGAAAGAGGGUGCUUUCUCCAAUUUUUCUAUUUCCAAAGGGACCAUUCAGCUUCUUCAAGCUCGAGGGGUGACUUACCUGUUUCCUGUGCAAGUGAAGACCUUCGACCCAGUAUAUUCUGGCAAAGAUGUAAUUGCUCAAGCACGAACUGGAACAGGGAAAACAUUCUCUUUUGCUAUUCCCUUGAUUGAAAAGCUUCAGGGAGACUCGCAGGAAAGAAGAAGAGGCCGUUCACCAAAGGUACUAGUUCUUUGUCCCACAAGAGAGCUGGCAAACCAAGUUGCCAAAGAUUUCAAGGACAUCACAAGAAAGCUAACAGUAGCUUGCUUUUAUGGAGGAACUCCAUAUAAUGGACAAAUUGAUCUCAUGAGAAGUGGCAUUGACAUUUUGGUUGGGACACCUGGUCGAAUCAAAGACCAUCUUCAGAGUGGCAAGCUGGACCUUACCAAGGUGAAACAUGUUGUGCUUGAUGAAGUUGACCAGAUGCUGGACAUGGGAUUUGCUGAGCAAGUGGAAGACAUUUUACGAGUUGCAUACAAGAAGGAUUCUGAAGACAAUCCCCAGACACUACUGUUUUCUGCAACUUGCCCACACUGGGUGUAUGAUGUGGCUAAGAAAUAUAUGAAGUCUAGAUAUGAACAGAUUGACCUUAUUGGGAAAAGGACUCAAAAGGCUGCUACAACAGUAGAACAUUUGGCAAUAGAGUGUCACUGGUCUCAGAGAGCUGCGGUUAUUGGAGAUGUCAUUCAGGUCUACAGCGGCAGCCAUGGGAGGACCAUCGUCUUUUGUGAGACCAAAAAGGAGGCAAAUGAACUGGCUCUGAAUGCUUCAAUCAAACAGGAUUGCCAGUCGUUGCACGGUGACAUUCCCCAGAAGCAAAGAGAGAUCACACUGAAAGGUUUUCGAAACGGUACAUUUAAAGUUCUGGUUGCAACCAACGUCGCUGCCCGUGGUUUAGAUAUCCCUGAAGUUGACCUGGUUGUACAAAGUUCACCACCAAAGGAUGUGGAGUCCUAUAUCCAUCGUUCUGGACGCACAGGGCGGGCUGGACGGACUGGGAUCUGUAUCUGUUUUUAUCAACGAAAGGAAGAACAUCAGUUAAGAUAUGUGGAACAAAAAGCGGGCAUUACAUUCAAGCGUGUUGGUGUUCCUACUGCAACAGAUAUAAUUAAGGCUUCCAGCAAAGAUGCCAUCAGGUGUCUGGAUUCUGUUCCUCAAACUGCUAUUGAGUAUUUCAAAGAAUCUGCUCGGUUCCUAAUCCAAGAAAAGGGACCAGUUAAUGCUCUGGCUGCAGCUCUAGCCCAUAUUUCAGGUGCUACUUCCAUUGAACAGCGCUCCUUGUUUCUGACACUUUAGGGAUUUGUUACAAUGAUACUACGCUGCUCUGAAGAAAUAAACAAUAUGAGCUAUGCUUGGCGAAGACUGCGAGAACUGUUGGGUGAUGAUGUUGAUAGGAAGGUCAACAGAAUGUGUUUCCUCAAGGGAAAAAUGGGUGUGUGCUUUGAUAUUCCUGCAGCAGACCAAAAGGAAAUAGAGGCAAGAUGGGAAGAUUCAAAACAAUGGCGUUUGUGCGUGGCGACUGAAUUACCUGAAUUAGUAGAAUCCCAGCGAGGAGGAGGAGGCGGAGGUGGAGGAAAUGGCCGAAGCUUCUCAAGCUCCAGGAACGGGCGGCGUGGUAGCUCUGGUAGAAACAGAUUCAGAAGCAGAGGCCAGAAACGAAGUUUUGACAGAGCAUUUGAUCGUUAA